Messenger RNA from Fragaria vesca subsp. vesca, 456 nucleotides. Its product is annotated as ananain-like. The record is from RefSeq and is a predicted model, not a curated record. NCBI's taxonomy places the organism in Eukaryota, Viridiplantae, Streptophyta, Magnoliopsida, Rosales, Rosaceae. Bases 1 to 456 code for a protein of 151 amino acids. The transcript has a single exon.
AUGGGUUCUCAUCUCCAAAGCUUCUGCAUGUCUACAAUGAUAUUGCUCAUUGUUUUCUCAGCAACCCUAGCAGUAUGUCAGCCCCCUUCCGCUAGUUCCUUGGAACAAAACAACCCAGCUAAUAUCUCCCAGAUUUUUGAAGAUUGGAUGGCAAAGCACAAUCGUGUCUACUCCACCAGUGAAGAGAAAACAAGACGGUUUGAGAUCUUCAAAGCCAAAUAUCUCUAUGUGCAAAAGUUCAACAAUGAAGGGGGACACACGUGGACUGCUGGGCUUAAUGCCUUUUCAGACCAGACGACAGCGGAGUUCAGUUCUCGGUGCUGCGGCCGCCGCCCAUCUCGCCUUAGGCGUAGGCGAUAUGAUCUCAAGCCUACAGCCCCAAUGUACCGGAGAUACCGUUUCAUGCCAAGGAGAGCCCUGGGAUUUGAAGAUCAGGUCUUGGAACCUGGGAUUUGA